Molecule: messenger RNA, 957 nt
Organism: Trypanosoma brucei brucei TREU927
Lineage: Eukaryota; Euglenozoa; Kinetoplastea; Trypanosomatida; Trypanosomatidae
Exons: 1
Coding region: 1-957 (318 amino acids)
Molecular function (GO): protein binding
Source: RefSeq, a predicted model, not a curated record
AUGGGUAGUGACGUUGAUUUGAGGAAUGAAACCGAAGCGAAGAACAGCAACCAUUUUGGGAAAAGGACAAAUUUGGAUCGUAGCUCGGUGAAGCGUCAGCGUGAUGGCAAAGGUGGCGAUUCUCUCCAUAGAGCAUGCCCAAAUGCUGCGGAUGUCCAACGUGCUGUGGCAUGUGGAGGGGGAGAGGCGAAGGACGCAGCAGAUGGUGGAAAACUCUCUCGGACCCGGGUCGGUCGGCUCUCUGAUCCGGUAUAUCGAAUCAUGCACAUGCUGCCUCGUUCUGACGUCCUUGAAGUGGUUAAAUGUCGCUUUGGUCCCGAGGAGUGCCAGCGAGCGGCCUCGUACUUCGACAAAUCUUUCAUGGAGAACCCUCUGAGGCAUCUACGAUUGCAGAUCGGGUGCGAUCGCGCGACGGGGCUUAACCUCUUCUUUCCGAAGUUGCAGCAUCACCGGGGAACGCUGCGGCACCUUGACCUAUCUCGUAACCGUUUAGAUGAGGACGAUGUGGCAACAUUGGUGCAGGUACUUGAUAUCCGUAGGGAUGAAACAAACAACAAUUCCUCGGCCCUUGAGGUUUUAGACUUGAGUUAUAAUCGCCAUAUCGGUGACCGUGGCGGUGUGAUGCUUCUCAGCGCCCUGCGCGGCAAUGACCGUAUUCGUGCUGUAAUUCUCAAAGGUAUUUCUCUGAGCGACGCUGGUGCAUUUGGGAUAGCGGCGUUGUUGCCGCAGCGACCCAAGCCACUUCUGUGCGGCGAGGGAGGUGGUUGUGAUUAUCCCUUGUCCUCAUCAGCUAGCGUGUCACAAAACCCCACGUUUUUCUUGAAUCUAAAUGAAAACAUUAUCGGUGUUAAAGGGAUUGGCGCCCUAGGGAAGGGGAUCCCUUCUUACGUCUCUGUCACUGCUAGUAGACAAUAUCCUUCGUUUUCAUCGCGACGUUCGGCACGCGUGAUUCGGUGA